Pseudonaja textilis is the source of this 2079-nucleotide messenger RNA. It is a transcript of the gene SEPTIN4, whose product is annotated as septin 4. The record is from RefSeq and is a predicted model, not a curated record. NCBI's taxonomy places the organism in Eukaryota, Metazoa, Chordata, Lepidosauria, Squamata, Elapidae. Gene Ontology annotation, molecular function: GTP binding.
AUGUCAAAACCAGAUUAUGAGGACCUUCUGGCAGCUCACUGUCAUCAGGGCCACUCUCACCUUGGGGAGGAACGUUGCUUCAAAGGGAGGCAAUAUGUGCUGCAGUGUGAGGACAGCUUCAGAGAAGGCCUAAUCACAGAUGUGGGACCUUGCUUGGGACGGAGCGAGGCGAACAGCUUCACCUGGCUGCGCGGCAGGACUGGAGCCGCCGCUUUGCUGCCCUUGCAGCGGAUAAAGCACUUUCUGAAGGAAGACUCCGAAGAAGCUGAGCUGGUCCAGUUCCUUAACGAUUCCCAAACUGAAAAGACCUCCCGUCGGGUGAAGCCGGAAGCCAUCCAUCAGGAGAAAAAAUCCUGUCCAGGUGUGACUGAAAUGUUCCCUAGUGCAGCAGUCCAGGCCAUUCCCAAAGAUGCCUUGGAGGAAAAGGAGCAGAAGGCUUUCUACCGCCCUCAUCCUCUAGACUUGAAACAGCAACAUAUGGCUGCUCCAGCACCGCCAAGUCCAUCCCGUCCCAGAAGCCCCUGGGGCAGGCUUGAUCCAUAUGAAUCAGAUGAGGAUAAUAAAGAGUAUGUGGGAUUUGCAACACUCCCUAAUCAGGUCCAUCGAAAAUCUGUGAAAAAAGGAUUUGAUUUCACACUAAUGGUUGCAGGAGAGUCUGGGCUGGGGAAGUCCACUCUGGUGAACAGCCUUUUUCUUACAGAUCUAUACAAAGAUCGCAAACUCUUAAAUGCAGAAGAACGGAUUGUCCAGACUGUGGAGAUUACCAAGCAUGUGGUGGACAUAGAGGAGAAAGGGGUCAAACUUCGCUUGACCAUCGUGGACACACCAGGCUUUGGAGACGCUGUAAACAACACAGAAUGUUGGAAGCCUGUGUCUGACUAUAUAGAUCAGCAGUUUGAGCAGUAUUUCCGGGAUGAAAGUGGCCUUAACCGGAAAAAUAUUCAAGACAACCGUGUCCAUUGCUGCCUCUACUUCAUCUCUCCUUUUGGUCACGGUUUGCGACCUCUGGAUGUUGAAUUCAUGAAAGCGCUCCAUCAGCGUGUGAACAUAGUUCCUGUCUUAGCCAAGGCUGACACUCUCAUGCCCUCCGAGGUGGAACGAAUGAAGUGCAAGAUUCGUGAUGAAAUUGAUCGUUUUGGGAUCCGGAUCUACCAGUUUCCUGAUUGUGAUUCAGAUGAAGAUGAGGAAUUCAAGCAGCAGGAUGAAGCACUCAAAGACAGCAUCCCCUUUGCUGUGAUUGGCAGUAACACCAUUGUGGAGAUGAAAGGCAAGCGGAUCCGGGGGAGGCUGUACCCUUGGGGAAUCGUUGAAGUGGAGAACCCUAUGCAUUGUGAUUUUGUGAAGCUGCGCACCAUGCUGGUAAGGACUCAUAUGCAGGACCUGAAGGACGUGACUCGGGAGACUCACUAUGAAAACUACCGGGCUCAGUGCAUUCAGAGCAUGACUCGCAUGGUGGUGAAAGAGCGGAAUCGCAACAAGCUAACCCGAGAAAGUGGGACUGAUUUCCCCAUCCCAUCCACGCCCACGAUGCCAGACUUGGAGACAGAGAAACUGAUCCGGGAGAAGGAUGAGGAGUUACGAAGGCUGCAGGAAAGGUUGCAGAAAAUCCAACAGCAGAUGGAAGAUUCAUCGUAAUCAGAAAUCCACCCCCCAGUAUAUUUUUUUCUCCCUGCUGGCUGGCAUCUUUCCAAAGCAGAAAAUGUUUACAUCCUUCUGAAUUUCACCCCAUCUCUAGUACUUGGUCCUUGACAAACAUAAAUUGCUGCAAAAUCGCCUUAAAACCAAAGUUCUACAAUUACCUACCCCACUAAGAAACAAGAAACCCAAAAAGGCUUCAAGAUGCUACCACAACCUUCUAACACAAGGAAACUUUUCCUUUCUCCAUCCAGUCUGGCUGCUGAUUAUCAUUGUGGUGAUUUUUCUGUGGAGUGCAGAGACAAACUAUUCUGCAAUCACAGCACUGAAAGGAAACUUAACUCUCAUCUGACAGCAGACUAUGAUAAUUUGUACCAGCAACUGUGGUUGACAAGAUUCUGCUCGGGUUCCUUUCUAACCCAGUUGUCAAAAAGAUGCAAGUGU